AUGAUUGCCCCUGAGCCCGUUGCGGAUACCGCCCCAGUCCUAUACUCCCAGAAAAUCACCCGGAUUGGAAUUGAUCAUUCUAGCCAGGCCGGUGAUGCCGAUCGCAGCCUAAUUGAUGUUGCCACUGUAGAUUUGGCACCAAUGUCCGAAUCUGACAGUCCCGCUCCCUCCAUGAUUACCGCAAACGGCAAUGGCUCUACAAAACAAGGACAAAAUCUAAUCAGCAACAGGACUUCAUCUAGUUUAUCCUUCGAUGCUGUAUCAAACGAUCGCGAAAUGGCUGUUGAGAUAUUAAAAAUUAUUGAACGGUAUGGUGUUGACUAUGAGAAGAAUGGGGCUUCCUGGAAGGGGCUCGAGUCGUUCGUCCCCACAGUGAUCGAGCGGGUCAAGCGCCAGGAACCGAUUCGCAUGAUCCUUCCUGCUUUUCCAUUCAAGUCUCCCAAUGCGCGCGACAAAGUACUGGGCACAAUGCCCGACUUUGGUGAGGAAUUGGCGCUUGCUCAUCUGAAUGGGCUAUGCGAGAAUAUUCGUCAGGUCUACAAGCCCGGUGCCGAUGUAUAUAUCAGUUCCGAUGGACUGGUAUAUAAUGAUAUUCUCGGCGUCCCUGACGAAACUGUUUGGGACUAUGGAGAGAAGUUGCGGCAGAUGGCCGUUGAGAAGGGCCUCCACCAUGUGAAAUUCAUUCGACUAUUCGAACUCUUGGAGCACCCUUGGUUCCAGACCACCAGCCCAGAAGCUGCUAAGGCAUUCUAUCUGGCCCAUGCUAGCUGUCUGCGUCGCGAGCUUAUGUUUGUCUUCGGCGACCCAAACUUCAACGCAGAUGAAGCGAUCAAAACAGAUAACGACACCUGCCUCACUUAUCGUGGGUAUAUUAAAUUCUUGACAAAAGAUCUUGCACAUCAAGACGAUACCCAGACAUUGUCAAAGAGAGCAAGAGAAAAGCAAGUGGCGCAGAUUGCCCGCCAGAUGAUUAUUCGGGGCAAAAUGUUUGCUGCGGCCAUCAAAGCUAACCGCGGUGAUUAUGUUCGCCUGUCUAUCCACGAAUCUGCUGGGGAGAAGAAGCUUUCUGUAUCACUUGUCCCUCAGAUCCGUGGUGCUCUUGGAUUUACUCCGUGGCAUGCUUCUGUGGCUAUCGGUCUGGAUGGCUCCUACCGUACUGUUCAUGCGGAAGAUGUACGUGAUACACACGAUCUGAUCUAUAAGAAUGGCCAGCCAUACUUCUUCCGUGAAAAGUCAGAGAUUUUUGACUGGGCGGAGAAUGGACUAGCCGUUAAAUUCGAGCAUCUCUACCCGUGCGGUGUCAUCAUACGUCCAGCAGAUAUCGAUCAUGUUAAUCCCCCACCAUCUAUCAGUGCCAUACCCAUGCAUAAAGUUCGCAAAAUUUCCAACAUUAUGUCACCAGUUGUUCUACGCGGGUUUACAGAGACCCUCAAGGAAGAUUUAUAUGUCGAAGCUGGGUCGCAGCUAGGCGCUAUUCUUCCGUGGAGCUUUGGCAUUAUCCAGAAAGUACGUGACGCCGGUCGUUCGGACAAGCUGGGAAACAACGUCACUUCGAAUGAAGCCAUGCCUAUGCAUUUUGACGGGAUGUUCAAAUUUGAAGAGGUUACCGACCCGGAAACUGGAGAGAAGAAGAAAGUUCAGCGUCCACCUGGCUACCAAUUUUUCACUUGCCCAGCAACCGCCCCCAAAGGGAGUGGAUAUACCUUGUUCGCCAGUUCACGCCUCUUCUUCCGAUAUCUCCCUCUUCCAUGGACUGCAGAGCGCCUACAGAAUAUUACCUGGGCCAUGGAUAACGACGGAUUUUGGGAUGCGAAGCUCAAAAACCUCCCACUGAUCGUGAAACACCCCGUUUCCGGGCUUCCCUGCGUGCGCUGGCAUCAGCCAUGGGAUUCUACGAAGACUAAAUUCUCAACCUGUGAUGUCAAAAUUGAAAAUGAUGAUGCUAGCUUGAUCAAAGUCAUUGACCAGGUCACGUACGAUCAGCGUGUCUGUUUGCGAUUCGAAUGGGAGAAGGGUGAUUUGUUGAUUAGUGACAAUACGUCCAUGCUACACACUCGCACCGGGUAUAUUAGCGACUGUGAUCGAGAAUUAUGGCGCAUUCAUUUUGACUAG
Molecule: messenger RNA, 2112 nt
Organism: Penicillium macrosclerotiorum
Lineage: Eukaryota; Fungi; Ascomycota; Eurotiomycetes; Eurotiales; Aspergillaceae
Gene: xanB
Product: isocyanide synthase xanB
Exons: 2
Coding region: 1-2112 (703 amino acids)
Molecular function (GO): oxidoreductase activity
Source: RefSeq, a predicted model, not a curated record